AUGACUUCUCAUCCGGAAUUCGACGAGCAGACAACAGGCACCGAGGUCGCAAGUGUUUUUGCUGAUCAGAUUCGAGGAAGGACGAUUCUCGUCACGGGUGUCAGCCCCAAAGGAAUCGGGGCUGCCACAGCCUUUGCCUGUGCAUCGCAAGCGCCAGACCUCCUGAUCCUCGCAUCACGCACCAAAUCCAAGCUCGAAGCUGUUGGGGACCAAAUCCGCAAGAAGUUUCCCGACACGAGAGUGGAACUGGUUACCAUGGAUCUCAGUUCGCAACAAUCCAUCCGUCAAGCAGUGACAGAAAUUACCAGCCUGACCUCCAAACUCGACAUCUUGGUCAACAAUGCCGCUAUCAACGCCACCACUCGCCAGACCACACCCGAAGGUCUCGAGAUGACUUUCGGUACCAACCACAUUGGCACAUUCCUCUUCACCAACCUGCUCCUGCCGCUGCUGCGAAACGCGGCCAAGGCUAACGACCCAUCAUCACCGAGUGCAACACGCAUCGUCAGUCUUGCCAGUGCCGGGCAUAGGUUAUCUCCCAUCCGAUUCAGCGAUUACAACUUCGAGCCGAAACAGGUUCCGCCCGAGGAGGAUUAUCUCAAGCCUUUGCCUGGUUCCUUUGCCAGGUGUACCGCGGAUGGAUAUAAUGGCAUGGUCACGUAUGGGCAGUCGAAGACGGCUAAUAUCCUGUUUACGAUGUACUUGCAGAGACAUUUGGCUGGGCAGGGAAUUGGGGCUUAUACGCUUCAUCCUGGAACUAUUGACACGGAACUGGGCAGAGACCAAGACGCCGAGAUUAAAGAACAGUUCAACAAGAUGGGAUUGUUUUGGAAGUCCCAAGACCAGGGCUGCUCGACGACUCUAGUCGCGGCGCUGGAUCCGGCAUUGAGUGAAACCAAAGGAUUAUAUCUGGAUAACUGUCAGAUCUCGGACCCAUGCGAGCAUGCCAAAGACGAAAUGGCCGCGGAAAGACUGUGGAAGCUCAGUGAGGAGAUUGUUGGGGAGAAGUUCAGUCUUGAUGCCUAG
Molecule: messenger RNA, 1026 nt
Organism: Sordaria macrospora k-hell
Lineage: Eukaryota; Fungi; Ascomycota; Sordariomycetes; Sordariales; Sordariaceae
Source: RefSeq, a predicted model, not a curated record